Messenger RNA from Cylicostephanus goldi, 416 nucleotides. The record is from the annotation of a GenBank genome assembly. Lineage: Eukaryota; Metazoa; Nematoda; Chromadorea; Rhabditida; Strongylidae.
AUGGAUCUUGGCAGACCUGAUCGAUCUUUAUGCGACGACUAUAUGUUUGGGUGCAUCCCUGAUCAUGACGACGACGAAAAUGCAUGUGUAGCUGAAGAAAUCGAUGCCAUUAAUGAUGAGACGUUUGGAGAUGACAUGCAGGAUUCGAUCAACAGCGAGCUGGAGGAUUAUGCGGCACAGACUGCUUGUCUGCGUCUUGACGAUGCACCUUGGGAUGCUCCAGGUUGCUCGAAAGCUCCUGCGCCAGAUGCAUCCAACGUUCCUCUACCCGACUUCGACAUCUUCGGGAACUCAUUCACUAGUUUUGGUACCGAAUCAAUGGUUAGCAUGGCCUUAUUUAUAUUCAUUUCGUUUUUGCUGUUUACUUUCGGGUUUUUUUACGUUGUUUACGUCUUUGAUUUUGAAGAUCUCUAAUU